This is a messenger RNA of Salvia splendens (bonfire salvia), 558 nucleotides long. Its product is annotated as heat shock cognate 70 kDa protein-like. Lineage: Eukaryota; Viridiplantae; Streptophyta; Magnoliopsida; Lamiales; Lamiaceae. Gene Ontology annotation, molecular function: ATP-dependent protein folding chaperone; ATP binding. The transcript has a single exon. The record is from RefSeq and is a predicted model, not a curated record. Bases 1 to 558 code for a protein of 185 amino acids.
AUGUCGAGAAGAUGGCCGGCCCCACCGAGGGAGGAGAAGCUACUGUCGAAGAGGGGGCAGCAGGGAGAGUCUGCGAAGAGGACUCUUUCAUCCACUGCUCAAACCACCAUUGAGAUCGACUCUCUCUACGAGGGCAUUGAUUUCUAUGCCCCUAUCACACGUGAUAGGUUUGAAGAACUCAACAUGGAUUUGUUCAGGAAGUGUAUGGAGCCUGUUGAGAAGUGCCUGAGGGAUGCUAAGAUGGAUAAGAGCUCCGUGCUUGAUCUUGUCCUUGUCGGAGGAUCCACUAGAAUUCCCAAGGUUCAGCAAUUGUUGCAGGACUUCUUCAAUGGCAAGGAGCUUUGCAAGAGCAUCAACCCUGAUGAGGCAGUUGCCUAUGGUGCUGCUGUCCAAGCUGCUAUUCUGAGUGGUGAGGGUAACGAGAAGGUCCAAGACCUAUUGCUUCUUGACGUCACUCCCCUCUCUCUUGGCUUUUUUUCCCGCUGUAGUUCCUUGGGAUCAAAACAGUCAAGACACCUCCAGCGGUUUCCAAGCCAAGAGAAGAUGAUGACUUCUUGA